UAUUUUGAAAUAUCCGUGGAUGAGAUGCCACCUGACACGGCUGCGAGACUUGGGUGGUCUCAGCCUUUAGGAAACCUUCAAGCUCCCCUGGGCUACGACAAAUUCAGCUACUCCUGGCGUAGCAAGAAAGGGACCAAGUUCCACCAGUCCAUCGGCAAACACUACUCAUCAGGUUACGGCCAGGGGGACGUGCUCGGUUUUUAUAUCAGCCUUCCUGAAGACACAGAAACAGCCAAAUCCCUGCCGGAUACUUACAAAGACAAGGCUUUGAUCAAGUUCAAAAGCUACCUGUACUUUGAAGAGAAGGACUUUGUGGAUAAAGCUGAGAAAAGUUUAAAGCAAGCUCUGGGAAGCCAAAUAAUCUUCUAUAAGAACGGUACCAGUCAAGGAGUUGCAUACAAAGACGUUUUUGAAGGUGUUUAUUUCCCUGCAGUAUCUCUGUACAAAGGCUGCACGGUUUCUAUCAACUUCGGACCCUAUUUCAAAUAUCCGCCAAGAGAUAUUAGUUAUCGCCCGGUCAGUGACAUGGGCUGGGUGGCCGUAGUAGAACACACGCUGGCAGACGUCCUGUAUCAUGUGGAAACGGAAGUUGACGGGAGACGCAGUCCCCCUUGGGAGCCUUAAAAGACGCGGUGUAUUUAUUUUUUAUUUUUUACAAAAAAGGAAAAAAAAUAACACGCUUGGUGGUGGCAGAGGGGGAAAAGUAAUAAAUGUCUCUUUUUUAAGUUUCUAGAUUUGUGCAGCUCUUCGAUCUUCCUUUUCAUUAUUUUUUUUUUAAAUUCUUCCUCCUGCAGGCAGAGCAAGCAGUAAGUCAGUGAGAAAU
Messenger RNA from Protobothrops mucrosquamatus (brown spotted pit viper), 823 nucleotides. Its product is annotated as set1/Ash2 histone methyltransferase complex subunit ASH2. Bases 25 to 624 code for a protein of 199 amino acids. Gene Ontology annotation, molecular function: transcription cis-regulatory region binding; protein binding. Gene Ontology annotation, cellular component: Set1C/COMPASS complex. The transcript is spliced from 6 exons. The record is from RefSeq and is a predicted model, not a curated record. Lineage: Eukaryota; Metazoa; Chordata; Lepidosauria; Squamata; Viperidae.